AUGGCUAAUUUUGAUAGCGACGUACAAGAUUAUUAUAGCAAAGAAUUAAAGAAUUCAGAUUCUGAUUUGAAAACACGUACAAGAGUAUCAAUGCCGAAUUUUAUCAAAAAUAUUCAAAAGGAUAUUCAUCCAGAUGUUCAAGCAAAAUACUAUGGCUGUGGACUUGUUUUUCCUCCAAAAUUAGAAAAGUGUAAAGUUUUGGAUUUGGGAUGUGGUUCAGGUAGAGAUGUUUUUAUAUUAUCACGUCUUGUUGGCCCAGAAGGUUAUGUAGUUGGGAUCGAUAUGAUGAAAGAGCCGAUUGAUGUUGCUCAUCGCCAUACUGAUUAUCACAUGAAAAAAUUUAAUUACAAAGUGCCAAAUGUCGAGUUUAUAGAAGGAAAAAUCGAAAAUCUAACAAAAAUUGGUUUAAAUGAAAAUUUUUUUGAUGUUGUUGUUUCUAAUUGUGUCAUCAAUUCGACGCCUGAUAAGAAAGUAGUCUUUGACGAAGCAUGGAAAGUACUUAAGCCGGGUGGAGAGUUUUACCUUUGUGAUGUGUAUGCCGAUCAAAUGCUACCUGAUGAAUUACGUACCAAUAAGGUUCUUCGGGAACAAUGUCUGGCAGGAGCUAUUAAAUGGGAAGAUUUGAUUCUCCAUGCAACUGAAGCGGGUUUUACACAACCACGACUCAUUACAGCCAAACCAAUCGAUAUUACUGAUCCUGAUAUAGAGAAAUUAGUUGGAGAUAUUCGUUUUGUAACCGCUACAUUUCGUUUAUUCAAAAUUCCGAUGAAUGAAGAUGAAUUGGAUAUUCCAUAUUUAUUAACAUAUGAAGGCGAAAUUCCAGGUUUUGAAUCCGCAUUUUCAUUUGAUAAUACAAUAACAUUUAAACGUGGAGAAAUGGUAUCAUGUGGUCCAACUUUAGCUUCUGCUAUAUUAUAUUCACGUUAUAAAGAUAAUUUUGGCUUCGAACCAAUUGACAAUACAAAACAUUUUGAUGGAACAGUUGUUGUUGUUGAAGAACAAGAAACAUUAUUCAGAGACGACGGUGUCACGGAAACUACGCAACAUUCAUACAUUAUUACUGAAUAUGAUGAUGAUGUAGCCGAUAAAAGACAUUCGAAAUCAUCAUCAGUUACAACCGACAAUUCCACUACCGAACCUUCUUUACCAAAUUUUAUCAGUACAUGGAACGGUGGUUAUUCAAUAUUUUUUGUUCGUGUUGGUAGUCGUACAUAUAAACAUCGUACCGAUCAGAUCAUGGAGACAAUCAAUACAUUUAGUGCAUAUAAUAAAAAGAUCAACAAAGUUCCUACGGCUGCUCCAGCCGUUUUGUAA
Messenger RNA from Didymodactylos carnosus, 1314 nucleotides. The record is from the annotation of a GenBank genome assembly. NCBI's taxonomy places the organism in Eukaryota, Metazoa, Rotifera, Eurotatoria, Philodinida, Philodinidae.